This is a messenger RNA of Myotis lucifugus (little brown bat), 1703 nucleotides long. RefSeq names its product calcium voltage-gated channel auxiliary subunit gamma 4 (gene CACNG4). Gene Ontology annotation, molecular function: voltage-gated calcium channel activity; channel regulator activity. The transcript is spliced from 4 exons. Lineage: Eukaryota; Metazoa; Chordata; Mammalia; Chiroptera; Vespertilionidae. Gene Ontology annotation, cellular component: postsynaptic density membrane; AMPA glutamate receptor complex; voltage-gated calcium channel complex. Bases 1 to 876 code for a protein of 291 amino acids. Gene Ontology annotation, biological process: neurotransmitter receptor internalization; postsynaptic neurotransmitter receptor diffusion trapping; regulation of AMPA receptor activity. The record is from RefSeq and is a predicted model, not a curated record.
AUGGGUGGGGAGGAUGGGGGCCUCUGGGACCCUAGAGCUGUAUCUGAGGUCUUCACAGCAGGCAUCCCUGGCGAUGGCAGCACUGUGUGGGAGGAGAUGUGGUUCCAGGGCUUGGUUCAUGGGCCACCCGCAGGGAUCUACAAAGGGCACUGCUUCCGGAUCAAUCACUUCCCAGAGGACAAUGACUAUGACCACGACAGCUCGGAGUACCUCCUCCGCAUUGUGCGUGCCUCCAGUGUCUUCCUGCUGCUCGGCGGGCUCUGCAUCGGUGCCGGGAGGUUCUACAGCCGCAAGAACAACAUCGUCCUCAGCGCUGGCAUCCUGUUCGUGGCUGCAGGCCUCAGUAACAUCAUAGGCAUCAUCGUAUACAUUUCCAGCAACACGGGCGACCCGAGCGACAAGCGCGACGAGGACAAAAAGAACCACUACAACUACGGCUGGUCUUUCUACUUCGGGGCCCUGUCGUUCAUCGUGGCCGAGACCGUGGGCGUCCUGGCCGUGAACAUUUACAUCGAGAAGAAUAAGGAGCUGAGAUUUAAGACCAAACGGGAGUUCCUCAAGGCUCCCUCCUCGUCCCCCUACGCCAGGAUGCCCAGCUACAGGUACCGGCGACGGCGCUCCCGGUCCAGCUCCAGGUCCACGGAGGCCUCGCCCUCCAGGGACACGUCGCCGGUGGGCCUGAAGAUCGCCGGGGCCAUCCCCAUGGGCGAGCUGUCCAUGUACACGCUGUCCCGGGAGCCGCUCAAGGUGACCACGGCGGCCAGCUACAGCCCGGGCCGGGAGGCCGGCUUCCUGCAGGUGCACGAUUUCUUCCAGCAGGACCUGAAGGAGGGCCUGCACGUCAGCAUGCUGAACCGGCGGACCACCCCCGUGUGAGCGCCCCUGCCUGGCACCAGCCUCUCCCCAGAAUGGCUGCUUGGAUCCCACGUGAGGGCAUCGAACCCUUAAGACGGACCCGCCGUGGACUAAAGCCAAACCCACCCCUCCUGGUCUCCAGAUGCGUGGCGGGCUGGCGUGGAGCGAAGCGCCAGGACACUGGCAUCCGAAGGGAGAGGCUGACUUGAUCCCCCCAAAGAGGGUGUGUGGACGGAUGCCCUGGGGUCCGGAGUCUCCCGGGAGGCUUGAGUGCUGUCCUGAGACUGCCCGGCCUUCGCCCACCUGGGAAAACACAAUCGAGCCAUUCUCUCCUCUUGGAAACAAAUAUUUCCGUGAGAACGAGCUUUCGGGGCCUUCCCUCCCCGCCGGGGCGCUGGGCCACUGGGGGGCCACUGGCUGGGUACGUGGGGCCUAGGACGCUGGUCAGCUGCUUGUUAACCUGAGGUUCCUGGGCCUGGGAGCCGGAAAUGCGGAAGCCGAAGCUCGCCCCUUCCUUCCCUCCAUCCGUCUGUCUGUCUGUCUGUCUGUCUCUCUCUGACAGUGGCCUGUUGUUGACAUGGCUGUGAUCCCGAGGAGAAAGGCCUGCGGCCAAUGGUGCUUUGGCCUCUGUGCUGUCCUGGGGCCGGCGCCCCUCGACCGGAGGAGACCGAGGCCUGGAGGGGAGGGAACCCACAGAGGGGGCCUUCGCUGGCCUGGCGUGAGCUAAAGGCCAGAGUCUGUGGCUGGCUUUCCUGUCUGCUUCUGGAAGUUUCUGCCUCACACAGAAAGGGCAGAACACACUGACUGUGCUUUCGAGGCCGGAAGGUCCCGGGGUGACAGGGGUCACA